Messenger RNA from Pezoporus occidentalis (night parrot), 3128 nucleotides. It is a transcript of the gene FAM124A, whose product is annotated as family with sequence similarity 124 member A. Lineage: Eukaryota; Metazoa; Chordata; Aves; Psittaciformes; Psittacidae. The record is from RefSeq and is a predicted model, not a curated record. The transcript has 4 exons. The coding region runs from base 110 to 1741 and encodes 543 amino acids.
GGCCGGACGGCGGCGGCUGCUGCCUCUCUCACACGGCGGAGCGGCGGCGGCAGGGGCAGGUCGCGGCAGCCGCCGCUCCGCGCGAGAGGGCGGCCGUGGAGCCUCCGCCAUGGAGAAGCAGCCCGGCGGCGAGGACGACUGCGUGGACUCGGGAGCCGAGACGGGCGGGUCUGAGUACAGCCGUAUGUCUUCUACCAGCAGUGACCUUUCAGUGGAAGGCAUACAAGACCCAUUCCUUGUUAGUGUACAUAUUAUCACAGACCCAGGUGAAUCCAAGACUCUUCAGCAAGCCAUUGAUAAGCUUCUAGCCUGGAUCCAUCCAGACCUCCAGCUGCUUCAAGUCUCAGAAAGACGAGCACCCAAAAAGCACAGGAAGCCAGGUAAGGCUGGUGUUUCCCAGCCAGCCCUUGCCAUCAUCCUGUUUCUGCAGGAAGAAUAUGGAGAGGAACCGAUUUUGCAGCUCCACAAAACUUUUCAGCAGCCACCUUGGCAUUACCACCACACAGAGCAAGUGCAUGGGAAGUUCCUCCCUUACAUGCCAUGCAGCCAGGACUUUUACACUCUGGCUCCAGAGACUCCUCUGUGGGCCAUUCGCCCAGUGCACUACGGGAAAGAAAUUAUCCGCUUCACUAUAUACUGCAGGAGUGAAAACUUUGCUGACAUUUUGAAGCUGUACGAGUUAAUACUGAAAAGACCAGUAUGUCAGAAAAAAGCAGACUUUUGUGUUUUUCCUGUCUAUUCUAACAUGGAAAUAGACAUUCAGUUUUCUUUAAAAAAGCUUCCAAAGGGCCAGGUGCCAAUGCCAACAGAGUCAGCGGUGCUGGAGUUCAGAGUAAAAGAUGUGGGGCAGCUUGUGCCUCUCUUGCCCAACCCUUGCAGCCCCAUCAGUGAAGGCAGGUGGCAGACAGAAGACCAAGAUGGAAAUAGGAUCCUUUUGCAGCAAGCACGCAGUUGGUGUAGGAAGUCUGCAAAGCAGAGCAAGCAACCAUAUCCAUCUGUGUCAACAGAUUCCUGCUUCACCACACUGCCAGCCUUUCUUCCUCAGAGCCACCCAUCUGUCCCUGAACAACCAAAAGAAAUGGGUCAAGACAAGGCACAUCACACAAACAGCCUUGGUCAUUAUCUUGGUUUCUCCCAGCAGGACUUGAGACACAGUGGUCAAGGAUUCACACACAGAUGCAGCAGUGCCUCCAGCAUUUUGUGGUCAUUUCAGCGAAGCAAGUCGCUGUUCUGCUUGCCCACAGUGAGCUCCUCUUCAGCCUCAGAGACUUCUCAUUUCAGUGAACCAUUUCAGUUUUUAAAUACUGGGUCACCUGAAACUAGGUUAAAAACAUGGAGAUGCAGCCCCAGGCUUAACAUUGAUGACUUGGAGGGUGCCCAGGAGACUGAUGUAGACACAGGGAUGAAGCUGUCCUUCUCAGACCUGUCUGUGGUCUCCGCAUACUCUGCUCUUAAUGGAUUUUUCAAUGACUUGGAAGCCUCUCUUCCCCCACAAAAACAAAGUGUCAGUAAGGCUAAACAGGCAGCCACUGGUGGAAGGCCUGUAUCAGCCAUGUGCAAUACCUUUGAGUCAGUUGAUUCUUCAAUGCCUUCUCUAUCUGAAUGGUCUUCCAGCUCAUUCACAUCAGCAUCUCUCUCCAAGCAGCACAAACAGUCCUCAAAAGCAGCUCCUUGUUCUCUGGAUGAUCAUGGAAGUGUUUGCUCAGUUUCAUCAGUUAAUGAAGAAGAGUUUUACAUCUAAGGUGUCUCUACUUUACACCUUACAGGGCAAACGUGGUUUACUUGUGAAUGACAGCAGCGGGCCCAGCUUGAGCUUGAAGAAGGUUCUUUGCUGAGGAGCAGCUGAUGCAGCAGAUAAUGCUAAAUAUUUGAAGAAAACACUCAGAUCCCUCAGAGAUGUGUGUCCCCAACCUAUGUACAGUGAAGUAGUCUGAGCUUGCACCCUGUACCUUUGUACUGGAGGAGAUGAUCAGCACUGAGGCUUCUCCACAGCAGUGCAAGGUGGAAGGUUGCUUUGACUGACCCUUGAUGGUGAAGACAAUGCCGGAAGAGGCACAUAGUAAUACAUUUUUCUUUUGCAGAAAAGGAAGAGUAAUUUCUGAUACCAAACUGCUUUAACUUUUCUGAGAAAUUCCCUGAACUCAGGAAAGAUGGAAGGAGAAAGGGGUCUUCUUUCUCUUUCACAAGUUCCAAAGGCAGCUCUAAGCACAGCAGAUCCCAGUAGCACAUCUCCAGUAGAGUCAGACAAGAAGUUUUCUGUGAGGACACACACAGUUCCUUCUAAUUUCUGAGAGCUGGCAGUGGUGAGAGGGGUGAGAAGUUUCAUUCCUUCCCCAGGGAAGAAGAAGCUCCACUAUAUCUGAUGAUAGUCCAGGAUGAGGAAAGUGCCAAAAGGGGAAACCUUACAGAACAUUUUCAACUCAUAUUCUUUCCAGCUGGAAAGAAGCCAUCUGGGCUACUGUCUGAACCCUGUGGACAGUGGUAACCCAAGUAAACCACUUAUAAUUCAGGCAGUACAGAGUUUACCUUUUUGGAAUUCAAAUCAAGGAAGAUAACCCAUCAUUUUUAUACAAUGCUACAUCACCAGUCCCAAAUAUAUAGCAGCUCCUUAUUUUUUAAGGGAUUGUUAUUUUUCCACUAAAAAUAAUUAAUGCAGAAACUUAUUCUUUGUAUUUCCAGUUCAAGCAUACUUCUCUCUCAGAUACCUCCCUCCAAAGAGAGAACAACUCAAAUUUUAUUGGAUUUUCAAGUAAAUUUUUAAGUACGUGUUCUUGAUAACUUGUUUUGCUCCAAUUAAUUUGGUAUUAAAAUCAAAAAGUAAGUUAAAAGCUAUUACUGUGACAGCUAAGUACUUUCACCAGGAUUUAAGUUGUAUAAACAGAUUGCAUCAUGAAGAGUUACAUUUUUGGCAGAGAAGAGGCACUGAUUGUAGCUCUGAUCUAGCCAAUGAGAAAAUGAACAUUUUAAAAUGUGUAUGUAUAAUGCUGGAUGUAAGCUAUAUACAGAUACAGAUGCUGAAGACUUGCCAUGAUGACAUUGUGGUGGAUAGAAUAAAAACAAAUUUGUGGAGAAAAAAUGUUUGCUAUAUUACCAGGCAGUUUUAAUCAGAAGACUUGCUGCUUGGGGGG